Messenger RNA from Syngnathoides biaculeatus (alligator pipefish), 1867 nucleotides. RefSeq names its product Rab acceptor 1 (prenylated) (gene rabac1). Lineage: Eukaryota; Metazoa; Chordata; Actinopteri; Syngnathiformes; Syngnathidae. The coding region runs from base 155 to 775 and encodes 206 amino acids. The transcript is spliced from 6 exons. Gene Ontology annotation, cellular component: Golgi apparatus. The record is from RefSeq and is a predicted model, not a curated record.
CGGAAAUAAAUCCAUACUAGCUGAUCUGAGAUCAGAUUGUGACGGAAGGGUUUUGCCAACUGGACGUGGAAAAAAAAAACAACACGCGUCACUUCCGUCAACUCCCGGAGGCAGCACGGAGCAGUCUGUUAGUGGCUUAAAUAAGUCUAGUUGGAUGCAAGUUCCGAAGGGUGAGAACUGUCAGGUGGACAUGGAGAGCAAAGCUGGAGAUGCUUUCGGUGCUGAGGAUGCUCAUCCGACGGGCACGGGCGGCGGAGUUGCUAUCCUCGCUAAGCUGGGCCUUCCCAAAGGCUUCUCAGCCAGCGUGGCCAAAGAGUGGCUGGACCGGCGCCGCGCGUCCAUCCGGCCGUGGUCCAGUUUCGCUGACCAGCGCAAGUUCUCCAAGCCGCGCAAUUUGGGCGACAUGUGCCAGCGCGUGGUGAAGAACAUGGACACGUACAACAGCAACUACACUUUCAUCUUCCUGGGACUGGUCCUGUACUGCAUAAUCAGCUCGCCGAUGUUAUUGAUCGCAUUGGCCGUGUUCGUCGGCGCCUUCUACAUCAUUCACCUUAAAUCGCUGGAGUCCAAGCUGAUGAUCCUUGGCAAGGAGAUGACAGUGCCGCAUCAGAUGAGUCUGGCUGGAGCCCUCUCCUUACCCGUCUUCUGGUUGGCCGGAGCAGGAGCCGCCGUCUUUUGGGUUCUGGGAGCGACUUUGUUUGUGAUUGGCAGUCACGCCGCAUUCCGAGAACUGGAAAGCUCUGACCUGGAGGAAGUACUCAUGGAGCCAGUGUGAUACGCGCUACCUCGCUGACUCGCUCGCUCGCAACACGCACCCGUUACACACGUAGAAUUGAAAUAAUGUACUGUACGUAUUCUGGCACACGAUCACGGCAAAUUCCACUUAUUUUCUACAAAAACGCCUCUUAUGUUGUUGUAAUGUAGUGAUGCAACUCUGGAAAAAAUACAAAAGUGCAAUUUAAAAGCGUUGAACACUUUGAAUCCUAUAUUUAUCCUGCACAAAUUUUUAUUUUUUUUUUUUUGCUAUUUUAGUUGAGCUUGUACAACUUUAAACCAUUUGGGUUACAUGCUGUCACGUGAUCAAUGUUGGGUAACUUGUAACAAGGUUACAUAAUUUAAUUACAAAAAUGUAUGUCAUUGUAAAGCAUUAUGUCAUUGGUAGAAAAUGUCAAUUCUUUUUCAAAUUUGUGUUAUUACAACCUCCGUUACAGCUGGUUUGAAAGCUUGCGAUUGGCCACAUUCUGGUCAUGUGCCAUUGCUGGAGUCUCAAACUCAAUACUGUUUAUCAAAUAUGACCUCAACGCACUACCUUGUGGUGCAAUCUAUUAACUGACCUGAAAUUUUGAAAAUGUUACAUCAUAUUAGAAGACCAAAUUCAAUUUUUUUUCCUUUUUUUGUUGUUUAAAUAAUCCCAUGAUUUUUUGGUGUUGUUCUAUGAAGUGCUAUCUUCAUUGUGCGCAUUUGUCAUGAGAUCAAUAAGGUAUCAUAUUUUCCACAUGGUAUACGGAUAACACAACAUGUUUUUAUCAUUUAUAUGCAUUUGAUCAUAUUUGCCAUCAUUUUAUUUUUUUAAGGAACAAUUUGAAAAUAAGCGUGUACAAUUGGAAUCCAAUUUUUAGAGGGAAUAGGCAAAAGUCCUCACUAUGCAUUCAUUCAAAAUAAAGAAAAGUAAUCAAAUUGUAAUCAAGUAUCAUACUACUUUGAGAAAGUUACACUGCUGUGACAUUUUUAACAGGAUAAGUUGUAAUUGUAACCAACUACAUUUCCAAAGUAAUCAUCCCAAUACAAUACUGUGUUGCGUAGUCAAGAGUUGAUAUUUUUAUUGGGUCAAUUUAGCUUUGCCAUAAAUAAAGUUCUGGUAAUACCC